AUGUGUGACGUUUUCUAUGUCGGCGGUAAGUACAUACAAGAUGAUCGGGGGACACACAUGACCGGCCAAAUUUGCGUGCGUCGAUAUGGCAGGCAGGUGGACAACCGCCCUGCAAUCAUCUAUAUCCACGGAGCAGCGCAAACAGGCACUCACUGGGAAGCCACACCUGAUGGCCGACCGGGCUUGGCCUUGCUGCAGGCACAAAAGGGGUGGGAAUGCUACGUUGUCGACCAGCCCGGCGUUGGCAGAUCUCGGUACCAUGCCGACGACUUGGGAAUACUCACCCACUACACGGUAGAGGAGCUGGAAGAAUGCUUCACCUCGCCGCCGCACGAGUCAUUUCCCCAGGCAAACCUGCUUACGCAGUGGCCGGGCUCGGGAAAGAAAGGCGAUGCCAUCUUCGACGCCUUUUAUGCAAGCCAAGUCGGACAUCUGGCGAAGUACAAGGAUGUGGAAAGGGCUUUUCGUCCUCUUGCAAAAGACCUUUUUGCUCGCACAGGGCCAGCCUUCCUGGUCACGCACUCCCAGUCUGGCCCUAUUGGCUGGCACAUUGCAGAUGAAUGUCCAGAGAUGGUGCGUGGUAUCGUGGCCCUGGAGCCAAAUGGGCCUCCUUUCACCUACCCCGGCUUACCCCGAUUCUACGUCCGAACGCAAGGGACAAAAGCCGGCACUUUCGUGCGCCCGUAUGGCAUAACUUCAACUCCAUUGACCUACGAACCCCCAUUGCCGAGCGGUGUGAGCCGACUAGAGUUUACGCAGGGCUCAAACAAGAUCGGAGAGGACGGUCUCUUCGAUGGUGCGAGGCUAAAGGUGCCAGCACCUAGGCUACCUAACCUAGCUGGUGUGCCUACAUUGGUGGUGACCGCAGAAGCCUCAUACCAUGCGACAUACGAUCAUCUCACAGUGCUGUUCUUGCAGGAUGCCGGUGUGCCGGUGGAGCAUGUAUACCUUGCAGACAAAGGCAUUCGCGGCAACGGCCAUCUUUUGGCAAUCGAGAAGAACAACGAGGAGAUUCACCGGUUUGUCGAUGACUGGAUCACGCAAACAAUAGAAAAGAUCGGCACAUAG
Cladophialophora yegresii CBS 114405 is the source of this 1068-nucleotide messenger RNA. RefSeq lists its product as uncharacterized. The transcript has a single exon. The record is from RefSeq and is a predicted model, not a curated record. The coding region runs from base 1 to 1068 and encodes 355 amino acids. Lineage: Eukaryota; Fungi; Ascomycota; Eurotiomycetes; Chaetothyriales; Herpotrichiellaceae.